CCCCAACCGGGAAGCCCGGGAGCCUCGCUUUCCCGACAUCACCGGGUAUGUCGGCUCGCUGGAAAGGGAGAAUAAAACGGGGCUAAAAUAGGCCCUUCGCGCAGUACCAUGGGAGAUGGGAAUACCAGCAGCAGCAGGAAAUACAACAUGGACACCGAGUCGCAGCCUUUUCUCCCCCCGGCGGAGGAUGACAAGGUGCAGGGAGACAUUUGGUAUCGCUUCAAGAGCGGGUUCAAACCAAGUUCGUCAAACUGGAUGCUAUGGGUUGGAACCUCCAUCUUCAUUAAUGCCCUGGCCCUGAUGUCUAUCGCCGCAUGGGUAACUCACCGUCCGGUGAGGUCGUGUUCAGCAAGCCGGGCAGAAGAACUCCGCGGCCUUGAGCGUCACUACAUCCCGACCAGGUUCACAGAUUACACCCAGACUGCAUACUUCCAAGACCCCGGCCCCACGACCGACGCAGCAUGGGAAGAGCUACUGGGGGGGAUGUUCAUCCGAGUGACCACGGAGGAGCUGCAGGUCACCAACCAGACUUCGAUCACCUUGGACGGAGAUGACAGCCAUCUUGCUUGGCUGGGAGUAUACCAUGACCUGCAUUGCAUCAACACUCUCCGUCGGUGGAUGCAUCGAGACUACUACCACCCGAAUCUGACAGCCGCCGAGCUGGACAAGCUCCAAUCCCAUACCAGCCAUUGUCUGGAUGUGUUGCGCCAGGCAAUCCAGUGCCAUGCAGACGCAUAUCUGAUGACGUUUCGUUGGCUGGAAACCGAGCAGAAACCAGUGUUCAGUCCAAAGGUGCCCAUGAGAACGUGUGUGGAUUUUGAUCUGUUGCAACAGUCGUUGGAGCCUCGGUCAGUAGACCCGGAAGAGAUUCAAGGGCUACAAAAUCCCCUGAUGGGGACGGACAUGUAGCUUACUGCCGAACUUGGAGAACAGAGAGAGCGGGGUAGAAUGCGUAAGCCAAGCUAAAGAAAAGAUUUACAAAUUGGUAUCCACUCCAUAAGAUUCCCACUCAGCCAUGAAUCCAGACAAAUCCGCCCAGCUUUUACACUGAUGCUCCGUCCCAAACCCCGUUACACCUCCCAGGGUCUCAUUCUU
This is a messenger RNA of Aspergillus sclerotioniger CBS 115572, 1095 nucleotides long. RefSeq names its product oxidase ustYa family protein. The record is from RefSeq and is a predicted model, not a curated record. The transcript has 4 exons. Gene Ontology annotation, biological process: mycotoxin biosynthetic process. Lineage: Eukaryota; Fungi; Ascomycota; Eurotiomycetes; Eurotiales; Aspergillaceae. Bases 109 to 909 code for a protein of 266 amino acids.